AUGACCUUGCCCAGCUCUAGCGGACCAGGAUGCAGGGUCCUACCCACACCGAUACACAGCAAAGUACCAGAUAAUCCUCACGACCGAUGGACUCAACCAGAAAACGAGAAGACGAACUCGGACGAAUCUCCACCGCCCCCGGUGCCCAAACCGAGGAAGACAUGGCUGUUCUGGGCGCUCUUCCCAGCCUUGUGCAUGACGACCUUCCUUGCCGCUCUCGAAACAUCGAUUCUCUCCACUGCCCUUCCGACUAUUGUGCUCGAUUUUCACGCGAGCGAGUCCGCCAUCGCCGGAAGUGCCAACACCACCCCUGCGAUUAUCGACGGACGAGCGGUUCAAGGGAUGGGUGGCGGAGGAAUCAACAUUCUCGUGGACACUGUCAUCUGUGAUCUGGUGCCCCUGCGCCAGAGGGGUAAGUAUGUGGCACUCAUGGCCUCGGUUCGGGCUGUGGGAACCACGAUUGGCCCGGUUCUUGGUGGCGCCUUUGCGCAGCAUGCCUCCUGGCGCUGGGUCUUCUAUAUCAAUUCGCCCUUGUGCGGUGUGUCGCUGUACCUUCUUGUGCUCUUCCUUCGUGUCAACCAUCCGCCCCGGCCACCCAACACAACCCUCGGGCAACAGUUCGGCCGCGUUGAUCUACUGGGCAAUACCAUCCUCACCUUGGCUGUCGUGGCCAUUCUGCUGGCACUGACCUGGACGGGAACCGCCUACCCCUGGUCCUCUUGGCGAAUUUUGACGCCUUUGUUUCUGGGAUUGGCGGGCCUGGCCCUCUUCUGCAUCCACCAAGCCUCGCGCCUCUGUCGGGAUCCCUCUAUCCCGCCCCAGCUCUUCUCCAGUGCAACCGCUCUCUUGGCCUAUUUCCUGCCCGUCUAUUUUCAGGCUCUCCGCAGCCUUGCCACCACUGCCUUUGGCCUUGCUGUCCUCCCCAUCACAGCAGCCAUUGCACCCUUCGGCGUGAUCACAGGCGUAUUGAUCGCAAUGAAAAACAAAUACCGCCCCUUCCACUUCCUGGGGUAUGUUUGUGUGACGAUCGGGGUCGCCUUGUUUUCUCUCCUUGAUAAUAACUCCCCUGCCCGGGACUGGGCCGGUUUCCAGGCUGUCCUUCCCGAGUCCGAGGUCGCAACGGCCACGGCGACGUGGGCGUUCGUCCGGAGUCCGGGGUGCAUUUGGGGCAUUGCGAUUCCGACGUCCAUCUUCAAUACGAGGGUGCAACAGAUGCUCAGCGUUGUGAGUGAUGGCCCAUUGAGAAGAAGCUUGGCAAAUGGAGACGCCUAUGCCUUAGCCGCGGAAGGGUUGAUCAAAAGCCUCCAAGGGCAAGCGGAGUUGCAGAGGGAAGUUCUGAGGUUGUACGAGGAUGGGUUGAGAUGGGUAUGGUUGAUGGCGGUUCCGUUCGGGGUCAUUGGGUUCUUGUUGUGUUUCCCAGUUCGCGAGGUGAAGCUAAGAGAGCAGUUGGUGACCGAGUUUAGGUUACAAGGGUGA
Molecule: messenger RNA, 1476 nt
Organism: Aspergillus japonicus CBS 114.51
Lineage: Eukaryota; Fungi; Ascomycota; Eurotiomycetes; Eurotiales; Aspergillaceae
Product: putative MFS transporter
Exons: 5
Coding region: 1-1476 (491 amino acids)
Biological process (GO): transmembrane transport
Molecular function (GO): transmembrane transporter activity
Source: RefSeq, a predicted model, not a curated record